Molecule: messenger RNA, 1713 nt
Organism: Aspergillus mulundensis
Lineage: Eukaryota; Fungi; Ascomycota; Eurotiomycetes; Eurotiales; Aspergillaceae
Product: rRNA (cytosine-C5-)-methyltransferase RCM1
Exons: 2
Coding region: 1-1713 (570 amino acids)
Biological process (GO): rRNA base methylation
Cellular component (GO): nucleolus
Molecular function (GO): methyltransferase activity
Source: RefSeq, a predicted model, not a curated record
AUGUCGCUAUAUUACGACGCUGUGUCGAUUCUCACAGCGCCCUCUUCUACCGGAGGGUCCUUCAAGUCCCGCCUCUAUAACUCCCGCAACCUCAAAGCCUCCCCCGCACAAGUCUACGCCCUGAUCAUCGAAGCCUCCAAAUGGGACAUCCUGCUCAAGGAAGUCAUCGACCAGGCUGGGAUCCUGAAGCUUGAACCUAAGCUCACGCCUCUACUCGCUCUCCUCCUCGUCCACGACCACCUCCUCGCAAAGAAUGGCAUCGCCGCGCCAGCAUCGCACCCACUCCGUCAAGCGGUCGAAAGACACAAGAUUCGGUUAAAGGGUGAAUUCGCGAAAGCGCGCGUCCGACGCACCUGCGCAACGAUUCCGGCACUGAAGGAGGCUGUUCGGAAAGAAAAAUUGGUUGCGCUGGGUGCUAAGGGCAGUGCCGGUGCGGUUUAUCCGCGCUGGGUCCGCGUCAACAAUGUUCGCACGACAAAGGAAGCGCAGAUGAAUUCAACCUUUGCGGAGUUUGAGACCGUUGACUCGCUGGAGGAUUUGGUCGUUGGUGGUGACGAUAAGCAGAAGAGGAUGCGAAUGGACCCGCACAUCCCGGAUCUGGUUGCUGUUGCGCCUGGAGUUGAGUUCUCGAGCGCACCGGCGUACAAGAAUGGCGAGAUUAUCCUGCAGGAUAAGGCGUCUUGUUUCCCUGCUUAUCUCCUGCUCGGGGAUGACUGGGAUGGGGAGGGGGACUUGAUUGAUGGAUGCGCGGCGCCAGGGAACAAGACUACGCAUAUGGCUUCGCUGCUAUGCAAGCCCCGGUCUGCGAGGAAGAGCAACAAGUCCAAGCCCAAGACGAGAUCAUCCCGCAUUAUCUCCAUGGACGCCUCCGCCGUCCGCGCAAAGACACUGCAGAAAAUGGUCUCCACCGCCGGCGCGGAUACCCUUGUUACCGUCCUCCAAGGUCAGGACUUCCUGGCCCUCGACCCCGAAGACCCCCGCUUCAAAGACGUUACCGGCCUCCUCCUUGACCCGUCCUGCUCGGGAAGUGGUAUCAUCGGCCGCGACGAUGUCCCGGAACUUGUCCUCCCUGCGCCUGGAAGACCGACGCCCGGAUCAGCAAAGAACCAAAACGGAACUCAAGGCAAAAAGCGCAAGCGCGAUGAACCUUCUAACUCUUCCACUAAUAAACCUACCACGCCCCCCUCAUCAACCUCCGAAAACGACACCCCCACCUCUGAAAUAACCCAAGACCGUCUGCUCAAGCUCGCAAACCUGCAAACCCGCAUCGUUGAACACGCGCUCUCCUUCCCCGCCGCUAGAAAAGUCACAUACAGCACAUGCUCGAUCCAUCUACUGGAAAACGAGGCCGUUGUGCGACGGAUUUUGGACAGCGAGGUUGCGAAGCGAAGAGGGUGGAGGGUUCUCAGGCGCGAUGAGCAACCUGAGGGGUUGAAGAAGUGGAGGCACAGGGGUGUGAAAAGGGAAGAGCCGAGUGGAGAUGGGGCUAUUGAGGGGGGUGAGGUGGAUUUGUCGAAGGAGGAGCUGGAGGGGUGCUUGAGGUGUUGGCCUGGGGAUGAGGAGGGGACGGGCGGGUUCUUUGUGGCUGGUUUUGUGAGGGAGGGGGAGGAUGAUGAUUAUUCUGGAUCGAGAGGGGAGGUUGCUGAGGAUGCGAAUGGUGAAGAAGAGGAUGAGGAAGGCGAGGAGGAUGAAUGGGAGGGCUUCUCUGAUUGA